GAAACCCUUUCGUUCCGGCGCGGUGCACCGUCGUCAUCCUUUUUGCAGCCGUAUUCGUUAGUGUCUGGUAGCCCAUCGAUUCGUGUGGGCUGUCCUCUCACACUGCUCGCGCGCACACGUCCACGCUAUCACCACUUGCAACCCACCCACGCCCGCCUGUCCUACUCCUGCUUAUGACUAUAGUCCAAUGUUAUAUACAUAUCCUUUCUGGUUCCCUUUCGCGCAGACCCAUCAUGGCGUUCUCCUCCUCCAUACACAUGAAACGUCGCCCUGCCCCUUACGCAGCAGCAUUCCUUCCGACAGUGUAUAUCUAGACAUCUCUACCGCAGAAGCCCGACUGAUCACAUACGCAUCCUUGAUCGCGAACAGCGCGGUUCAAGGCCAAUGGCUAUUCACAAGGAUAUUGAGCUUGCGACCUCAUCGCCAACUCGAACGACAUCCAACUUAUCCACAAUGCUUAAAACCGAGGUCCCACUUGCGAGUGGACCAUCACCCUCGCUCGCAGAUAUUGCGGAACACAACAUCUCUUACUUCCACACCUAUGCCUCUGAGGAAGAGAGCGCGUCGUCAGUGGACGACGAUGCCAUGAGUCUAUGCUCGCUGUCCUCUGUAGAUUCUCAACCCGAGAUCUCAAUAUUGGGAGCGCCUGCACGUAAUCCCGAGAAUGUCAGAUGCUGUCGAGCUCGAGCCGUCACCUUAUUUCCUGCCGGAGAGGUUCGUGUCAUUUCCGUCACAAGACGGUCACGAUCUUUGACGAGCAGAAAACCAUCACUGGCACGUCAGCGAUCGUUGCCGCUGCGGGAUUACGACGAGACGAUCAGCAACGACGGAAGCCGCUCCCGCAGCAGCCAAGAAGAUUGCAGCGACUCAUCAUAUACUGCGCACACCAAGUCUGGCCAUUCAUCAGCUACAAAUGCGUCAGAAGCAGGAACUUUAAACAUUCCGAAGCGUCGAGCCGCUCGUAUACCUCCCAGUGUACCGUUAUUCGAGGCUGCUUUGAAGAUGCACUCGCCGACAUCGAGUCUCAGUGCUGCAGCCUCCGAGCAAGGCAUUACGGUUGCUGAAUGGCUGCAAGACGAACAGACAUUUCCAUACAGACGGUCGCCCACGUUCCCAGCCUCUCCUAGUCCGACGAGCCUGGCACGCCGCAAGACCAGCCGUCUCCCCAGUGGUCUGACCAUGUCGCGCCUCGGAAAGGGUCUCAGUCGUCGCAAUUCAACCGCAAGCGCCACAAUUGCCGACCACUCAUCGAGCAACAAUCAGCGCCAUGAGUCCAUCUCGGCUCUACCACCUGCGCCAGCAGGCUCAAAUUACAGCCCUACGGGCUUCCUCGGCCGCAGCCAGAGCGUUCGGACUAGGAUGGUGGCUCGGGGAGCCAAUGAGCGGGCUCCUGUCAUCACGUUGCCGCCGUUCCCUUCAAUCACCGAGAUACAAGAUGAUUCGCCCUUGGCUGGAAUCCCUCAACGUCAACGGCCUGAGCAGCAAUCAUUCGCUCCUGCUGGGCAACGGCCAAGCAUAUCAUCACAUCUGCUCUGCGUGUGAGCUCCAGCCUCGACACCAGGCAUUUGCACAUUUUCUUUACUGUUUGCAAUAUUUGAUAUAUGAUAUCCGUUCGGCGAGGCGUUCACACAGGCGUUACAUCUGACGCAUUUUUGGGGUCCUUGACUCUCAUCGGAGGAGAACUUGGAGUUGUAGGACAGGACUCUCUGAUGGAGCCUCGGCGGUAAAUUUGAUCACGGAGAGGCGCUUGCCCUCUACCUUAUUGGCGCACGGGAACUAGAAGGAUGAACGAUACCAGAUAUCACGCAAGGUGAUACAUAUCACGACGUUGGGAGAGAAGGGUUCUUCACACACUGUCACCAGAUUUACUCUGAAUGAUAGCAGUAUACAAUGUCUACGAUCUAAUGAAAUCUAUCUUUACAAAAUGUGA
This is a messenger RNA of Dissoconium aciculare CBS 342.82, 1930 nucleotides long. RefSeq lists its product as uncharacterized. The record is from RefSeq and is a predicted model, not a curated record. Lineage: Eukaryota; Fungi; Ascomycota; Dothideomycetes; Mycosphaerellales; Dissoconiaceae. The coding region runs from base 385 to 1542 and encodes 385 amino acids. The transcript has a single exon.